Messenger RNA from Lodderomyces elongisporus, 681 nucleotides. RefSeq lists its product as uncharacterized. Gene Ontology annotation, molecular function: protein binding. Bases 1 to 681 code for a protein of 226 amino acids. The record is from RefSeq and is a predicted model, not a curated record. The transcript has a single exon. Lineage: Eukaryota; Fungi; Ascomycota; Pichiomycetes; Serinales; Debaryomycetaceae.
AUGGCUGGACGAAAUCCAAAAGGGUCAGCUUCUGAAUCUGAAUCCAAUACUCGAAACUCUCAUGGCGGCGGUCUGACCGGCCAAUCAACAUCUACAGCAGGGGGAGGAAACACAGGGUCUGGAUCGGGGAAUUCAAAGACUUCACAAAAGAUGAAAAACCAAUUAGCACUACAGCAACAACAGAAUUACCUUCAAAGACAUAUCAACUCCAAUGGUCCCAAGGAUAAGCCACGGAUUGAUCCCUUGGAUUUUGAAACCAUGGAUGACUCUAUCCUACUCAAGUAUAGUGAGAGAUAUGGCUUUAAUUUACCGCGUCCCGAAUCCCUUAAUUCAGAUAUCUUGAAUUCUGAGAUUGGGAAAAAGACAUUUACCAAACGUAAACAGUUGAAACAGAGGGCACAUAUUGCACAAAUACUAGCAUCAGCUCAGGAAUCCUCAAACAAAAAUGUCAAUGGAGGUGUAGAUGAAGAAGAACAAAUGAAUCAAGGCUCACCAGAGGAACAACAGGCAAAUCGUAAUAGACUAUUGCUUGAACAAGGAGGAAGAAUCAGCAAGAAGGAAUUUGCCAAUCAUGUGCGCAAUCAUUUCUUGAGCUUGACUGCAAAAGACAAUGAUAUCAUCACUGGGUUUUUGUAUAAGGUGAAACACCAAGAUAAAGAAUUUAAGCUAACCUUUCAGUAA